Iphiclides podalirius (scarce swallowtail) is the source of this 1086-nucleotide messenger RNA. The record is from the annotation of a GenBank genome assembly. NCBI's taxonomy places the organism in Eukaryota, Metazoa, Arthropoda, Insecta, Lepidoptera, Papilionidae.
AUGUCUCAAAGGGAUACCGCGAUACAUCUUGUUGCUGGAGGAUUGGCUGGGACUGCUGGUGCAGUAGUUACAUGUCCAUUGGAAGUAGUGAAAACUCGGCUCCAAUCAUCAAAGGGGGUUGGUAUACCACAACCACCUCCACAUUCAGGCACUGCAAGCACUAGGAGAGUUUGUUCAAAAAUACCAAAACAUCAGGAGGCCAAAUGGGGCUACAGGCGCACCAUGGGCGCGAUGUUCGCAUACAGCAAGCAAGCAGAUCGUAUGCUGAUGUCGUACAAUUACCAGGUGCAGCAGUGCGCUAGAGCGGGGCACGCCCGGACCACGUCCAGGAUGAGCCUUAUACAGUGCAUCAGGCACAUUGUCCAAAACGAGGGUCCGCGCGCCCUGUUCAAGGGCCUGGGGCCGAACCUGGUCGGCGUGGCGCCGUCCAGGGCGAUAUACUUCUGCACCUACUCCCAAGCGAAGGCCAUACUGAACCAACACAUACCGCCCGACACCCCAAUAGUCCACCUAUCAGCGGCGAGUGCCGCGGGUUUCGUUUCGUGCACAAUGACGAAUCCGAUUUGGUUCGUUAAGACGCGGCUGCAGUUGGACGGACAGAACAUCACCGCACUGCAGUGCAUCAAGAGGAUAUACGCCAAAACGGGGAUAAAGGGCUUCUACAAGGGAAUAACUGCCUCUUAUAUGGGCAUCAGCGAAACUGUGGUCCAUUUCGUGCUGUACGAGGGCGUGAAGGCCAGGCUCAUCGCGGCGAGGAGUGCGGACGGCGUUCCGAGCGAUCACCGCUCGCCGAGGGACUUCGUCGAGUUCAUGGGCGCUGGGGCAUUCUCCAAGACUGUCGCUUCGUGCAUCGCAUACCCACACGAAGUUGCAAGGACACGACUGAGGGAGGAAGGAGAUAAAUACCGCAAAUUCUGGCAGACCCUACAUACAGUUUGGAUGGAGGAAGGAUACCGUGGAGUUUAUAGGGGCCUUGGCACACAGUUGGUUCGCCAAAUACCUAACACAGCAAUAAUGAUGUCCACAUACGAAGCAGUUGUGUACCUGCUAACAACACAUUUCAAUAGUUCCUUCUAUGAGAAUACU